Messenger RNA from Podarcis muralis (Common wall lizard), 3177 nucleotides. It is a transcript of the gene PPIL1, whose product is annotated as peptidylprolyl isomerase like 1. Gene Ontology annotation, molecular function: peptidyl-prolyl cis-trans isomerase activity. Gene Ontology annotation, biological process: protein folding; protein peptidyl-prolyl isomerization. NCBI's taxonomy places the organism in Eukaryota, Metazoa, Chordata, Lepidosauria, Squamata, Lacertidae. The record is from RefSeq and is a predicted model, not a curated record. Gene Ontology annotation, cellular component: catalytic step 2 spliceosome.
CUGCCAGCUUGGUUCCCCCGGCGGGAAGGUGUGUACGGCGUGCGUGAAGCAUGGCUGCGGUGCCCCCCGAUACGUGGCAGCCGCCCACUGUUUCUUUGGAGACUACAAUGGGCAUCAUUGUUGUGGAGCUAUACUGGAAACAUGCACCAAAAACUUGUAAAAAUUUUGCUGAACUGGCCAGACGAGGUUACUACAAUGGCACAAAGUUUCAUCGGAUAAUCAAGGACUUCAUGAUUCAAGGGGGUGAUCCAACAGGAACUGGAAGAGGAGGCGCAUCCAUUUAUGGCAAGCAAUUUGAAGAUGAACUCCAUCCAGAACUAAAGUUUACAGGUGCAGGAAUUCUUGCUAUGGCAAAUGCAGGCCCUGACACCAACGGAAGCCAAUUCUUUAUCACGUUAGCACCAACUCAAUGGCUUGAUGGGAAGCACACUAUAUUUGGACGUAUUUGCCAAGGAAUUGGCAUAGUCAACAGAGUGGGCAUGGUGGAAACCAAUGCACAAGAUCGUCCAGUAGAUGAUGUCAAGCUCUUGAAGGUUUUCCCUUCAGGCUAAACGAGAUUUGAGAAUUUUGUGUUGAAUCUAAUGGUAUUCCAUUGUGUUUGGUCUCUUAAGAUGAUAAUUGUUUUGUUCUGAAAGAUACUUGCUAGUUUUUUAGGUGCAGGAUACUCCUGUAUUAAAAUGUGUCUUCUAAAAUUAUCAUUAACAUUUCUUCAAAAAUGUAAAGCUAAAUUUAUCAAGAAAUAAUUUGACCUAUUUGAACAGGGCCUGUACCACCAAAUUACAGUGCUGUUGCUUUCUAAGCUUUAUUCUCUCCCACCCCCAGCGUCCACUUAGAGUGCAGCAAUCCAUCUGUAUUGUAAACAAACCACCUUAAAUGCACCAGAAAUAAGACAAUAUAUAGUAUUUUGUAAGUCAUCAGAAUUGCAUAUUGGGUCAUGGGUGUCUGUGUGGGUCUCAAGGCAGCGCUGCCCUAGACUUCCAAGUAUACCUUUUACAAGUUGCACAAUUGAAAAUCUGUACCUAAACAAACAACCCCCCUCAUCCGCAUGACUAUUAAAGUAUAAGCACUCUAAUCUUGAAAAGCCCCAAAAUUUGGGAUCCCCUCCAAACCGGUGCCAAAGUUUUGCAGUCGUUUUGCAUCACAAACCCUGUUUGUGGAAGCGCCCCCCAAAUUGAUACAUCAAACCAGGGGUCCUUGCAAAACAACUGCACCAGUUUGGAGGGAACCCAAAAUUCCAGGGUUAGUGUUUGUUCUCAAGAUAAUACUGAGGGCAGAAUCCAGCACUGCUUGUGUGGACUUUCACGGGUGUAGAUGGACUUCAGCUUUUCUUCCUGCCAUGCAACCCCAAAAUCUGCUCUUUCCAGAGCCAAAUUUGAGGGUGUAGGGAACUGCAGGGGGAGAAGAGUAAGGUGGAGUCCUGCUGUAUGAGUAGAAAUCUCUUCCAUUUGUGCACGAACAACAUUAGAUACAACCUAACCAAAUAUUUCAAUUUAUUCUGGCAAAAAGUAGCUCCAAGUAGUGCAUUUUCUAGCAUAGAUUUGCGGCAGUGAAGUUCCGACUUCAAAUCAUACUUGGUACCAUCAGUUUCCACAGGCACAAAAUUAUUUUUCUAAAGUUAUAACAGCUAUGUAGAGGGUAAUGCUAACUGAUUCUAAAGUAUUGCUCUAUAUAAUGAUGAUACUUUAGGAAAACCUUACUCCUUUCUCAGCACCUAGCAAUUGUAUGCAGUUCCCUGAAUAUGCUCUCAAUUCCUCAAGAGCUCCACUGUUGGUGUCUUCUCUCAUUUCUGCAGAAAACUUUUAUUUAGAAGCUUCACAUAGUGAAUCUUUCGCAUGGGCCUGUUCAUCCAGGAAUUCUGUUCAGCAUGGAAGAAUCCCGGCUUAGGGGUGAGAUUGAUGGAUGCGGCUCUCCCAUAUCCAUUCAAUUGCCAGGAGAGAAAACAGAUACAUUCCCUUUACAUUCCGAAUGAAGGCAAUUUUUUCCCCCAGGCUAGGAAGAUCAAAGUAAUCCAUGGAGCUCAGUUCCUCCCUGGAGCUGGAUUAGCCCAUGUCAGCACACAGUUUCUGUGGCACCCUGUUGCCUUCAAAGGCAGAAGGCUCUGGGUUACAUCUGCCUGUGUUUCUUUAAUGAGAGCUUGGGAGUAAGAUUUAGCAUUUUAUGAUCUGCACACAAAUUAACUCUGUUCAAGGGCAGCAAGAUGAACUUAGGGUAGGACAAAAGGAUGCAAACAGCCCCAUCAGUAUAACUUCCAUGAUUCCAGCUGCUCUGGCAAAGGGCGCAUUCCUUUGGCUGCUACCAGCCCCUAUUCUGGAGCCCAUGGCUUCCUACUUAAUUGGCACUGUCAGAGCUGCUUUUGAACAUAACCUUGUUUUCAGGCAUUGGGUUUCUUUGGCCCAGCUCUAGGUGGCUAGAUGCAGUUGUAUGCCCUUGAUCUUGGCAUGUGAGCAAUUUUCCCACAGUAGACAACAUCAAUCAACUUCAAGAGCCAGAGUCGCUAUGUGAUUGGAAUAGUAGUGUAAUGAGGCAUAUAGCUUACUUAGUUUUCUGAGAAUGGGGCAUAACAGAACACUUAACCCAUGGCUGUUGCGGUUGCUCAGGGCACAAAGAGUCUGCUAGUGAGGGGGUGGGACUUUGUCUAUGAAAGCCCCAUAAUAUAUGCAAGAAUGCCAUGCUAACCACUAGCCCAUGUUAGGCAACUGAGUUGAUGUUGUUCUGUUACAUGGCCCCUCCCAAAAUGAUUUCAGCAGAUCACAUAACCAUUAUAUACCCAUGUUCAAAACACAGAAGGCUGUAAAUGGUCAUUCUUUUCCUAGUAAUCAGAUUCCCAGGAAUCAGAUUCACAUCGUUGGCAAUCACUUAUUACAUGGUUAAAAGGCUUGAAAAAUGCCAUAAAAUUGUUUCUCAAAAAGGGCAAGAUUUCAUGCCUUCAUGGAAAAGUCCAGUGGUUAUGUUGCAUCAUUGAUCUGGGAAGCAGACUUUCAUGAGCAAUAUUAACGAACUGAUUUAUACUGGCAUCAAUGCAUCUCUUGAUCUAAGCAAGGUAUGCCUUGUUUAAAUGUUUUGUGUCCUACACAAUAAAUUUGAUCCCUUCCACUUCUUUAGGGGCUGCCUCUGGCAACUCAAGUGUUAUUUGAAUGCAUUUUUAUAACCAAAUAAAAUAUUUUGUAAGUAUUUAUA